Molecule: messenger RNA, 2304 nt
Organism: Cyprinodon tularosa
Lineage: Eukaryota; Metazoa; Chordata; Actinopteri; Cyprinodontiformes; Cyprinodontidae
Product: GTPase IMAP family member 8-like
Exons: 3
Coding region: 103-1518 (471 amino acids)
Molecular function (GO): GTP binding
Source: RefSeq, a predicted model, not a curated record
ACAUGUAACCUCUCUAAGGGGAGGUGUGUAAGUGCAGCUCUCUCCUUAAAUCACCAUCACUGAUAAAGAGAUCACAAUUAUCUACAAGUUGCAAAGACAAAGAUGGCUAGUUCAGAGGAGCCACAUCUUCGGAUUGUACUUGUUGGAAAAACUGGAGUUGGGAAGAGUGCAACAGGAAACACUCUCUUAGGAAAAAAAGUAUUCAAGUCGAAGCUGUCAACUUCUUCACUGACAACAGAGUGUCAGAAGGAAGUAGGACAGUUUGGUGCUCAAACUCUGGCUGUAAUUGAUACUCCAGGCCUUUUUGAUACCAGUAAAACUGAACAGGGGGUGAAAACAGAGAUUACUAGAUGCAUGUCAUUAGCUUCUCCUGGUCCUCAUGUAUUCAUGGUCGUGAUCCAGCCAGGGAGAUUCACCAAAGAAGAACAGGAAACUGUAAAUAUCAUUCAGCAGAUGUUUGGAGACCAAGCAACACGUUUCACAAUGGCUUUGUUCACCCGUGGAGAUGAUCUGGAGGCAGAAGAAAGUCCCAUAGAAGAAAUAAUAGAGGGAAAUCCAGCUCUGAUGAGGUUUGUCAAUCAGUGCCUGGGAGGAUACCAUGUCCUUAACAACAGGGAUGGAAAUCCAGAGCAAGUAAAGCAGCUACUGUCAAAAAUUAACACAAUGGUUCAGAGAAAUGAUGGACGGUGUUUCAGCAAUGAAAUGUUUGAAGAAGCAGAGAAACCAAUAAAAGAAGAAACUCAGCGGCUUCUGGCAGAAAAUCCAGGCUCAGACCUCAGAGUGGUGCUGGUGGGUCAGGAGAGAGUUGGGAAGAGCUCGGCAGGAAACACCAUCCUGGGAAAGAAGGAGUUUGAAUGCCGGUUAAUCUGGACCCCUCUGACUCUGAAAUCUAAGAAGGUAGAAGGCAUUGUUGAAGGUCGUAGAGUGUCUGUGGUGGACACCCCUGGACUCUUCAGUAGUCAGCUUUCUGCAAAGCAGGUGAAAAAACAACUGAACAAGGCUGUCAAGCUGAGCUCGCCUGGUCCUCACGUCUUCCUGCUCACCAUUCAGCUGGGGAUGUUAAGCAGAGAGGAGGAGGAAAGUAUGGAGAAGCUGCAAGAGAUGCUGAGUCCGGAUGUCUCCAAGCAUACCAUGCUGCUGUUUACCUACGGAGACAAGCUGGAAGAAACUGACAUGGCUCAGUUCAUCAGAGAGGACACCAAUCUUCAGAAGCUACUGAGCAACUGCAGCGGCAAGUACCAUGUGUUCAACAACAAGAAAAUGGAGGACAGGGAGCAGGUCCAUGAACUGCUGGACAAGAUCCAGGAGAUCUCACAGAAUGGGAGUCUGAGUUAUCAGAGAGAAGGUCCCAUAGAGAGCAUUUCCAGGGGAAUUCUUGAAGGGUGUGAAAGGCUAAUGUCUGAUUUUUACUCUCUCUUCACAAGGGGACAGACACGUGAAGAGGUCCAUAACAGUGGAGAAAGGCCGAAAAAGAGCAGCUUUAAAAAUAGAAACUCAAAAAAAGAGAAGAGGGCUUAAAUAAUGAAAUAUAAGAAUGGGAAAAAUAUGAAGGAGAAUAUUAGAGAACAUCCAUCCAUCCAUCCAUCCAUCCAUCCAUCCAUCCAUCCAUCCAUCCAUCCAAUUCUAACACGCUUAAUCCCAAGUGGGGUGGCGAGGGCUGCUGGUGCCCAUCUCUAGCUGUCAAUGGGCGAGAGGCGGGGUGCAUCCCGGACAGGCCCCCAGUCCAUCACAGGGCUAUUAGAGAACACUUUGGCCUUUUAGUUUAAUCCAUAAAUUUUAAUUAUCUCUUACAUUGCUGAUAUUGCCACAUGAUUUAUCCAAAUUAGAUACAUAAAUAGUUAAUAGAACUGAAUGACUAAAUGCUGAUAAUGCUGAAGUCAAAUGGUAUUUCAAAAAUCAGUAGGGAUACCUAUGCUGCUUUAUUACAAGGUAUAUCUGCAGAAGUAAUGAUACUUCAGUCUUAUUUGUGGUUCAGUAGUAAAAUGCUCAGAAGAUCAUGUACGCUGGAAAUAACAGUUUAUGAGCCAGGAAAUCUUGGCAAUAACAUAUUUUUCCUUUUUAGGCUAUCAUGCCAAAACACCACAUAAACAUUCCAGUUAGAUUUCCACAUAGCAUUGGUCGUGCUCAGACAUUCACACAAUGUUACAGAGAAGAUAAACACGGCUUAGGGGGGAGGAGGGUUUGGGGAAAAAGCUUGAGACUUGUGACGAUGAUGAGAUCUGUUUCUGUGUAUUUUUGGACAGCAUGAUGAAUUGGACUUGUCAAUAAACCUUUUUGUCCCCUGUCUGGUUUUGGACAAAUGAA